AUGUGGGAUCACUACAGUGCGGAGAUCUCGUUCAUCGGCGAGACCUCCGUGUUUCUUCGUGCUGCCGACGCCGCCGACUGCUCGGGUGGGAAGAAAAAUUCCGCCGGGCCUCGAGAUGCCACGUGUUUUGCGGGAUCUCAGGAUCAGCGGGAUCUCAGGGAGUUUGUGCAGAGCAUGCUGAACCGUGGCAUCCAUCGCCAUGUGGAGAAGUAUGGGUGCUAUGCCAAUCGUGACAUUUGCAAGCUGGUACGUGAAGCUGGACUUCAUAUCGCUUUGGAGCAACGGUCACACUUCGGCACGACAUAUUCCUUGGUUUGUACCAAGAGUCCUCUGGUCAAGGCUGUUUCGUCUGAGAGCAGCCAGAUGCCGCGCCAGGUCUCCUUUUCCGUGAAGUGCGCCGACACGCGCGUGGGCCUGCAUGUGCGUGUGGUAGGCAGUGUGGCCGCAUUGGGUGAAUGGGAUCCACAAAAAGGCCUUGUGCUCAAUACCUCGGCCAGCGAUUUUCCCAAUUGGAAGCAGACGGAACCCACUCCACUUGAGGAGGGCAAAGUCGUGGAGUACAAAUAUGUCAUUUGCGACAACAAUGGCGCCGGUGUGCGAUGGGAGGAACGUGCCAACCGCACUCUGCAUAUUGCAGACCUGGUUGAAAGAGAGAUGGUUCCUCCGAACGGUUGGAUUGCAAUUACAGAGAACUUUGUGGCGUAUGACUGCGAUGAGAUGCGAUUCAGGCUGUGGAAACGAUGGGAUGGUGCAAUGGUGGGGCAGGGCUGA
Cladocopium goreaui is the source of this 771-nucleotide messenger RNA. The record is from the annotation of a GenBank genome assembly. Lineage: Eukaryota; Dinophyceae; Suessiales; Symbiodiniaceae.